AUGGACAUGAAGCAGUGUUGUGUGAAGCUGUCAGUCCAGCCGUCCAGAGGACUCAUGGAUGAGAAGUUUAUCAUCCUGGUUCAGAACGCUCCACCUGGUUUCCAGCUGACUGUUCAUGCCCUCCACAAGUGUGAAGAUGGACACAGCUGGGAGGCGUUUGGUCACUAUACUGCCAAUGCCACCGGGACUGUGAAUGUCUCAGAAGAUCCCAGUCUGGGUGGGACAUAUUCUGGGGUUGAACCGAUGGGUCUACUGUGGAGCCUCAGACCAGUUCCAGGCAGCAAACCUGGGCUCAGGAUGAGGAAGAUGAAAGAUGUCCAGACUCCCAUGGAGGUCACAAUCUCGGUGUACCAGGGUCACCGGACUGAGGGCUUCGUGGAUCAGGUGCCGCUGGCUGGUGUGGUGGUGGAGCGCUGGUAUAUGGCGCCCGGUGUCCGCAGGGUCCCGAUCACAGAGGAUGGACUCACUGCGACCCUCUUCCUGCCCUCAGGACCAGGACCUUUCCCCGGCCUCUUGGAUCUGUGGGGGGGUGGAGGGAAGUUGGUGGAGUACCGGUCAGCACUGCUGGCCUCCCACGGCAUCGCCUCUCUGGCCCUUGACUACCUGACACCGAAAAUCACCAUGGAAACUGGGAAGUUAGUGGACAACCAGUAUUUUGAGACGGCCUAUAGAGUCCUCCAGCAGCAUCCUCAAGUCCUCGGCAGCAGGAUCGCCAUGAUGGGUCUGUCCCUUGGCACGAGUGUCACCCUCAAAAUGGCUGUGUACUCCCAAGUUAUAAAGCUCAGUUGUGCGGUGUGUAUUAGUGGAAGUCACGUGCAGCCGAUUGACGGAUCUUUGGAACAAAUACUGGGUUGUUUUAACGAAAAUGCCUCGAAGACUCGCUUCAACGAGGAGAACCAGGUGAUCUGGCGAGAUCUGCUGCUCCCCAUCCCCACCGACCCCACACUCAAAGUAGACGUGGGGCGACUCCAGUGUCCUCUGUUGCUGGUUGUAGGUGAGGACGAUCAGAACUGGCCCGCCUACGAGUCUGCAAUGGACAUAAAAGAAAUGAUGGAGCGGGCGGGGAAUAGCCACCUGCUGACCGUCCUGGCAUAUCCGAACGUUGGUCACCUGAUUGAACCUCCGUACACGCCGCAUGCCCGAGCAAGCACCUUCAAAACAGUCGGCACCGGUCAGAAGUUGAUGGCUCUGUGGGGCGGGGAGACUGUGGCACAUUCUCGUGCUCAGGAAGACGCCUGGAGGAAGACGCUGGUGUUUCUGAGGGAGAAUCUGUACGGUGGCAUGAACUCUGUCGCAACUUCAUUUUCCCACCUGUGAUCAAGACAACGGCUAAUGAUUAUAGACGCUCAGGAAGUAAAAGUCUCAAUAAUUUUUACCCAUAGACAAUGUUAUGCGACUCACAGAUGGAGCACUAGUUUAGCUUUGAUGGACAUGAAUGAAGUAAUGUUCCUGGUUGAAUACAAAAGAUACUACAAUAGUACAAAAGAUAAAUAACUGUGUUAAGAAAUAUCUUAUAAUAAUUUUUUCUUUGGAACACUUCCCAAAGUGCAAAUUAAACAAAUCUGAAUACACACAUACUGCAAAAUACACACGCAAACAAAUGUACAGAAUUUAAUACAGUUAUGAAAAAGCUUUCUAAUAAAAUGUGAAAAAUGUAAAUUUAAAAACAGGUGAUAAGAUACUGAUUUUGGAAGUUUGUUUUAGAGUUGAGGUGUAGCUCUGUCCCUUAUAAUCUUACACCUUCUCAUGGCUGAAAGAUCCCUACCUGACAACCUCAGACUCUGAUAAGGGUGCAGUAAUACAGUGACAUUAAUCUUGAAGAAAGUUAGAAGGUACAAGCCUGAGUACAUAAAAACUUAUUAGGGGAGAACUGAACUGAACGAUACCCUCUGCAUCUUGAAUCCAUGUUGGGUCACUUGAAUGGAAUGUUUCCAUGAUUAAUUCAA
Morone saxatilis (striped sea-bass) is the source of this 1946-nucleotide messenger RNA. Its product is annotated as peroxisomal succinyl-coenzyme A thioesterase-like. Lineage: Eukaryota; Metazoa; Chordata; Actinopteri; Moronidae. Gene Ontology annotation, biological process: fatty acid metabolic process; acyl-CoA metabolic process. Bases 1 to 1317 code for a protein of 438 amino acids. The record is from RefSeq and is a predicted model, not a curated record. Gene Ontology annotation, molecular function: fatty acyl-CoA hydrolase activity. The transcript has 10 exons.